Molecule: messenger RNA, 3396 nt
Organism: Closterium sp. Yama58-4
Lineage: Eukaryota; Viridiplantae; Streptophyta; Zygnematophyceae; Desmidiales; Closteriaceae
Source: the annotation of a GenBank genome assembly
AUGUUGCGCGGGGCCGCUGACGCGCGCAAGUCUACGGGGGGUUCCGCGGGCGCGGAUCCGUCAGCGCGCGGGGGCGCGGGCGCGGACCCGUCAACGGGGUACGGAGCGCUGUUCCGGCUGGCGCUGCCGUCCAUUCUGCUGCAGAGCGGCGCGCCUCUGGCGAUCACGGUGCAGACGGCGCUGCUGGGUCGCAAAGACACGCAGCUCGUCGCCGCGUGGGCCGUCGUUGCGAGGCAUGUGGCGCGCGCGGGAGGCAUGGGGAUUCGCGCGCGGGGCAUGGGUGCACGGAAUGCGCGCGCGGGGCAUGGAGAUGCGCGCGCCGGGCGUAGGGAUGCGCGCGUGGGGCAUAGGGAUGCGCGCGCGGGGCAAGGGAAGCGCGCGGGGCAUAGGGAUGCGCGCAUGGGGCAUAGGGAUGCGCGCAUGGGGCAUGGGGAUGGCCGGCGGGGCAUGGGAAUGCGCGCGCGGGGCGUGGGGAUGCGCGCGCGGGGCGUGGGGAUGCGCGGCCGUGGAGAUGCGCACGUGGGGCCUGGGGAUGCGCGCGAGUGGCAAGGGAUGCGCGCGCGGGGCAUGGAGAUGCGCGCGCGGGGCAUAGUUAUGCGCGCAUGGGGCAUGGGGAUGCCCGGCGGUGCAUGGGGAUGCGCUCGCGGGGCGUGGGGACGCGCGCGAGGCGCGGGGAUGCGCGCGCGGGGCGUGUAUGCGCGUGCGGGGCGUGGAGAUGCGCGCGCGGGUCGUGGGGUUGCGCGCGCGGGGCGUGGGGUUGCGCGCGCGGGGCGUGGGUAUGCGCGCGCGGGGCAUGGGGAUGCGCGCAUGAGGCAUGGGGAUGCGCGCAUGGGGCAUGGGGAUGCGCGCGUGGUGCCAACAGCUGGUUCGGUUGCCUUCAGUCUCCCACCUCCUCACUUCUCAAAACUCUUAAGCUUCUCUCUUCUCCAUUGCCCUCAUUCCUGUCACCAAAGUGGUAGCAGUGGGGCCGUGGGCGCAGGUGGGGGUACGGACCCGCCUGGCGUUCGCCAUGGCUCUCGCCACCAGUGCACUGGCCGUGGGUGCACCAAGGGGCUCCUGUGGGCGCCCACAGGGUGUCCACAAAUGCCUUACUACCUCCCCUCCACCUGCGUCCCUCUGCUGUGCAUCUUCCCUGCAGGUCACCAAAGUGGUAGCAGUGUGGGCAUGGGCGCAGGUGGGGGUGCGAAUCCGCCUCGCAUUCCCCAUGGCUCUACCCACCAGUGCAGUGGCCGUGGUGCUGCUGCUGUCCUCGCAGGUUGCUGUUUGUGCGCUGAUGUUCACCCUACCACCCCCUCCCUCUGCUUCCCCUCUGCUGUGCGCGUCUCUGAGCUGCUCCUCCUGCAGGUCACCAAGGUGGUGGCAGUGGGGGCGUGGGCGCAGGUGGGGGUGCGGAUCCGUCUCGCAUUCGCCAUGGCUCUAGCCACCAGUGCAGUGGCCGUGGCGCUGCUACUGUCCUCGCAGGGGCUGCUGUGGGCGCUGCUAAGGGACUCGCCCUCUGUGCUGCAGUACGCUAAGAGUUACUUUUACUUGAGAGUCAUGGGCGUGCCGCCACAGCUGCUGGUCAUGUGCACUUCGGGCGUGCUGCAGGGGUAUAAGGUGCGGAUUAGUACAAGGUAUGAAGCGUCUGGCACUCAUCCGCUGCCCUUCCCUCCGCAUUUCUCCCCAUCACCCUCCAUACAAUUCUCUCAGCACGUGGCGCUGGUGGCAUGGCUGCAGGCAGCACGAGCGCUGCUGGACGUGGCAGCGUCCUACCUCUCCCUCUACGUGCUUGACUGGGGCAUCGUGGGUGUUGGCAUCGGCACCUUUCUCGCAUCCUGCACUGUCGCAGCCGUUUCCUUCGCCUGUAUCCUCCUCCUACCGCCUCCCCAGGGCAGAGGGAAGAUCGUUGUUUUCCCACCGAUCCUGUCGUUUCUGGCUGGGAAGGUUGCCGUGCCGCAGGUUUUGCUCUGCCGAGCAUUGAGCCAACGGGUUUCCCGGACCUGCUCAAAGGUUCGGGUGGGUGGUUCGGCGGCGUUGGGGGAUGCUCAGGUGUUCCUGCUGGAUGGGAGGGAGAGAGAGGGGGCAGGGGAGGAGGUGGGGAUCAUAGAGAUGAGAGUUCUUGAGGUUCUUGAAGGGAGAAUGUCCAAGGCGGGUGGAGGUCUUGUUUCAGCGCGUGAGGAUGAUCAUUGGCCAGACGAGUGUGGGCGUGGAGAUGAGGUGGGAGAGAGGGACGAGCCGGCAAGCAGAGUGGGCGGUUGGGAGGACAUGCUUGUGAGUGGGGAUGGAAGGGACAUGCGUGUGAGUGGGGAUGGAAGGGACAUGCGUGUGAGUGGGGAUGGAAGGGACAUGCGGGAAGGGGGUUGUGAAGAGAGUGUGGAGGUUAGAGUGGUGGUGGGGAGGGAGGAAUCUUCCGCGAUGCUGUUUUCGAAGUCUGGGAAGGAAGAGAGUGUGGAGAAGGGAGGGAGUGGGGGCAGUGAAGUGGGAGAAAGGAGGGGUGGAGAGAACGGAGAGGGGGCGGAAGGGAAGUGCAAGGCGGAAGCGAUGGAGGAGGAGAGAAUAAAUGAGGUGCUGAAUGAGAGCACGUGGACGUUUCUCUGGGACGGAUUGAGCACCAUCCUCAGAAGCACACUUGUACAGCUCUCUUUCUUUCUCGUGCUCGCCUGUGCCACUUCUCUUGGAGUGCAUGCCGUCGCAGCUCACCAGAUCCUCAUGCAGCUGUGGAUGGUCAACAUAUACAUCGCAGACGGCUUCGCCACAGCAGGCACCAUUGUGGCCAGCAGCCUGGCGGGGCGCAUGGCGCAGGCGCACACCAGGGGCGAGCAUGCAGCGCUGCUGGCGGACCUGCGGCUCGUGUGCUGGCGCGUGCUGCGCAUGGGACUGAUUGCAGGCAUCCUCAUCUGUGCAGCCUACACAUCCCUGGAGCGCCACAUCGUUGCCCUCUUCACGUACGAUGAGGCCACCAAGGCACAGCUGAGGCACGUGUGGCUCUUGCUCGCGUUCAUGCAACCACUCAACGCCGUGGUAUUCGUGUACGACGGGCUCAUCUACGCGGCUCAAGCCUUCUCCUACAUGGCAGCGUGCUUGGCCGUUGGCUUUUUCACGCUCUUCCUUCCUGCCGUCUGUAAGUGCCUUUCCCAUCCGUUUCUUUGUGCUUCUCUCCUGCUAGCAAUACCUGCAGUGCCAAAUUCACCCUCUUCCCCUUCUGUUCGGUUUUCCCCUUUCUUUCCUUUUCUCUAUUCUCCGCUUUCCAUCCAUCUCUUCCAUUUCACCUGUUUCCCCCUUUUCUCUUCUUCUCCUCCUCCUUUUCCCUCUCCCCUGCAACCCUUGCAGUUUUCCCAAGCUCCUUAUCACCAAUUCCCUUGUCUCUUCCAUAUCCUCCUCUCUCCCCCAUCCUCCCCUGCACAUGCAAUGCAUUAG